Maniola jurtina (meadow brown) is the source of this 2402-nucleotide messenger RNA. RefSeq names its product vang-like protein 1 (gene Vang). Gene Ontology annotation, cellular component: plasma membrane. The transcript has 6 exons. The record is from RefSeq and is a predicted model, not a curated record. Gene Ontology annotation, biological process: multicellular organism development; Wnt signaling pathway, planar cell polarity pathway; establishment of planar polarity. Bases 377 to 2038 code for a protein of 553 amino acids. NCBI's taxonomy places the organism in Eukaryota, Metazoa, Arthropoda, Insecta, Lepidoptera, Nymphalidae.
AAAGAGACAACGAACUUUGAAUUUUAAUGGUACUCAAUAUUUCUUAGUAGGAUAAUUCAAUAUGAAAUCGUUUGGACAACACCUGUAAACGACGCUCUAAUUAGAAAAAUCCCAUAAAUAUCAAUAAUGCAACGAUAAUUUACGUUGUCUGGUGCUAAAACAUCGAAGAUCAAUAUCCUAGCAUUGUGCCACUUGUAGCAAGACUUCUCUACGUGCGAAAUGAAUUAAAUUAGUGGAUGGAAUUCCGUAAAGUGGACGCAUUUUAAUUGCUCUAAUUUCGUGAUGCGAUUUCAUGGUGGAUUAUUGCGGGUUUAUAGAGUUAAAGUGCUAAUGGAUAGUACGCGGGUGUCCGUUUUGAUUAUACUAUAGCUGAACCAUGGAGACGGAGUCAGUUCGAUCGGAAAUAAGCAGCCGGUCGAGGCGUAGUUCCCGUCAUAGGCAGCACACUCACCGAAGUACAAGGAGUACAAAAUCUCAAAGAAAAGACUGCGGCGACAACAUGGCACCGUUCCAGACUAGUGUAAAUAUUAAUCCAGAGAUCGGUAGAGAUGGCCAAGAGGUCAUUGAAGUCCAAAUCCUUCCUCAAGAUGAGAACUGGGGGGAAAAUACCACAGCUGUGACAGGAAACACUUCGGAAGGCUCCCAAUCCAUGGAGGAUGUUAGCAACUGGCCCAUGGAAUCAGAUAGUGGCUUAGGAUUCGUUUGUUCACGAUAUUUUGGAACAACAAUAGCUUUAGGGUUAACUUUUGUAUCCUUCGUCAGUCCUUUAGCAAUGGUUGUGUUACCUAAAUUGGGAUUUUUCCCCGGGCUAUCAGAUAAUAUCGCUUUACAGCCGAGUCAAAGAAUACAACUUCUGUCUUGUACGGCAGAAUGUAAAGGAAUUUUGCUGUCUUUAGCUUUCAAAUUAGUUUUAUUGGCUAUAGGGAUUUGGGCUGUAUUUUUGCGCCCAAGAAAUGCAGUUUUACCUAGAUUAUUUGUGUUCAGAGCUAUGAUGCUAGUAAUAUUAGCGGUAUGUUCGUUUUCGUAUUGGCUGUUUUACUUUGUGCAAAUAACUGAGGCGACAAAGGCUUUAGCAGUUGGGGAAGAAGCAAUGGACUAUACUUCAUUAGUUUCAUAUGUAUCUAGUUUUGCUGAUACGUUGCUCUUCAUACAUUAUGUGACAGUGGUUUUAAUGGAAAUAAGGCAUUUAGAACCUGUGUAUUAUAUCAAGAUUGUGCGGAGUCCAGAUGGGGAGAGCAGAUCAUACACUAUAGGCCAAUUGAGUAUACAGAGAGCUGCAGUUUGGGUGUUACAGAGAUAUUAUACCGAGUUCCCCAUAUACAAUCCAUACUUGGAAAAGAUUCCCAUAUCAAAGUCACAGAGGAAAGCACAAGCCAGUAUAAAGUUUUACGAAGUGGAUUCCAAUACAAAUACACAGUCAGGACAAACAAGAUCAACGGCGGGAUCUUGCACGGGCAGCGCGGGGCGGCGACGCGACUCAGGCUCGGCGCACAACGAGCGCUACUAUGAGGAGGCAGAGCGGGAGCGUCGCGUGCGCAAGCGCCGCGCGAGACUACUCACUGCGGCCGAGGACGCCUUCGCGCACGUGCGCCGCGUGCGCCUCUCCGCCGCCAACGGCGGUGCUUUGGGUCCCCGAGAAGCAGCGCAGGCUGUGUUCCCGUCGCUGGCGCGCGCGUUGCAGAAGUACCUGCGCGCCACUAGGCAGCAACCUAGGCAUUCUGCUGACUCUGUAUUAGCCCAUCUAGCUAGAUGUUUAUCUCAAGACGCGUCACCGAGAGCAUUCUUGGAACCGUUUUUGGUAGAAGGGCCAGUGCUGGCCGCUGAGCAGGAAGCCCGGCCUGUGCAGAGAUGGUCCUUGAUAUCUGAUGACCUGCUAGCCAGGCCGCUGGCGGACGGCGUGGAAUUUCAAUUGAGACAAGGUGACGUCUCCCUCAUCUGCUCUAUAAAGCAGUUGCCCAAAUUCAGUCUCUCGGAAGAGGUGGUGGACCCAAAGAGCAACCGCUUCAUUUUGCGACUCAACUCUGAGACCUCCGUCUGACAAGAGGAAUACCCACUCCGGGAUUCACACCGGCUGGUAUGACAUUUAGACUUUAUUUAAUUUGAGAUGGUGCGCCUGAUUAGAUAUGUGUGCACUGUGCAGUACUGGCCACUUUUAUGGCCGAUUCAUACCAAUUGCGUAUGCAGCAUGUACACGUGACACGUGCGUAGUGACACGCGUGAACCCGUAAACCUAACUGCACGCAUUACGUCUACGUGAACGUGGCACGCAAGCGGUAUGUCAUGUUUCAUGCAGUUCCAUACAUUACAAUGCAAUGGUACGCGCUACGUCUACGCUUACGCAGCCUGUGUGAACGAGCUCUAAUACUUUAAAAGUUGUAUUGCGAAAAUUCGUUUGCACACGU